GUUCCAUGAGAGCGCGUGAUGUGGUAGUGUUUCGUGCGGGUUAUCGCCCUUGAGAUCUUCCGUGGCAGCAUGGAGCUUCUGGAGACCCGGAGUGAGGGAAGCUGAGCCAGCCGUAAGUUUCGCGACAAGUGCUCGAGGUGACGGUUCAUGUGUGUUGUUCUCAGUUCGUUCUUGUAAACCUUUAAAAAUAUUUGAUAUUUUUGAGAAAUUUGGAUGAAAUCAGCUGAAUAAUGGUAUUUUAACUGCUGUCGACUUAGAGCGAUAAAUAUCUUUGAAUAUACCUGUUUUUAGUUACAUACUUUCCUUAUAUCUUUGCGAUAUGUGUGAUGAAGUAAGUUCAUCAUCAUGCAGCCUCAUGGCACCCGACCAAAACUUCACAUCCGGCCCAAAAGUCACGUUGGUAGAUCGGUUCGAUCCCAUUUGUUGUUUCGCUGAUAAUGUUUUGAAUGAAAACAUUAUCGUGCAAAGCCAAGUACCACUGUCCGCGGAAAAUUCAAUUUGUACGCCGUCGUUGAAUGUUUCUGUUGACUGCACCCACCCACUGAUCAGUGACGAUAAUAAUACGACUGCCCUCAUUUCAACUACGAGCUUCUUAACUUCGGAGUCGUUGACUCCAACUGACUUUGCGACUGUUCAUUUUUGCUCUGAAGAUUUGUCAGAUGCUGACGUUGAUCCGUUCUCAGCCACUGUAGUUUACUCCGGUCUCACCGCUAUUGGUGAUCUCAGAAACGUCGACACCAUUAACAGCGAGGUGACCAUCUUGGGGGACGGUCUUGAGACAAGCAUUCAAAUUCAUUUAACCGAAUAUGAGCCUUGCACGUCUACUGUCGACGAACUUUCGCUCAAGCAAACCGAAGCAUCGUUCAACAACGAGAAAAAAACUGCAAACAAGAAAAGUCGGCCUAUCUACAAGCACGUGCCUCACCACGAGAAGCCCGUGCAGCUGGUGGAGCGGCGCAACGCUCGCGAGCGGCGAAGGGUCCAGUCCGUCAACUCCGCCUUCGUGAGGUUGAGGCGAGCGCUGCCCAGUUACGCCCUUACGAGCCGAGGCAAAAGAAUGAGCAAAGUGAAGACGUUGAAGGCAGCCAUGAAUUACAUAUGGACGAUGCAGCAACUUCUGCUUCUAGAGCCGGUCACGUCAGCGGCGACGAAUUGAGAACUUUACCUUGAAGCGAAUUAAGGUAAAAAUUUCGUCUUGCAUGUAAGGCAGGAAAAAAAAGACAUCUUUGACUCUCUGUUGUGGAGUUGCUGAAGCGAACACCAAAUGACUAAAAUUCUCUAGUCAGUAUGUGAUUUUGUUUAUAAUAUUAGCGACGCUAUUGGGCCGUUGCAGUUUGAUCAUUGCUACGAUAUGUGAAUGUGUGUUAUCCCAUAAAUUGUUGUCGACGAGCAUCGUACUUAAUUAACGUUUGGUACUACAGCCGCCAUUUUUUUGUAAUUGUUUGCAUUGUAAACACUUACACAGUUGGGUGUACGUUUUAAGUACUUAGGAGGAGGAUUUUGAAUCAAUGGAGCAGAAAUCAAACGCCUGGUAGAUUUCAUUUUAUAUUAUGGACAAGUCAUUAUAAAUCGUAUUUACAGGAUUUCAGUACAUUCACAGUGGAAGGCUGUACAUAAAAAGAUAACACCAACAAAUCACAGGGACGAAUUAACAACAAUGAUUAAGCCACCAAUAUGACACGAACAAAAAACUGUAAAAUGCUCAUUUAUUCUACACGGGCAUUACGCGACGGUAAGGCCAUGUCAAUAUGAAUAACGAACGAAAACCAU
Messenger RNA from Hyalella azteca, 1770 nucleotides. RefSeq lists its product as uncharacterized. Gene Ontology annotation, biological process: developmental process; regulation of transcription by RNA polymerase II. Gene Ontology annotation, molecular function: RNA polymerase II transcription regulatory region sequence-specific DNA binding; protein dimerization activity; DNA-binding transcription factor activity, RNA polymerase II-specific. The transcript has 3 exons. NCBI's taxonomy places the organism in Eukaryota, Metazoa, Arthropoda, Malacostraca, Amphipoda, Hyalellidae. The record is from RefSeq and is a predicted model, not a curated record. The coding region runs from base 320 to 1156 and encodes 278 amino acids.